AUGUUUUGCGGCCAUACUUUCUUAGUCUCUCUCGCAGCGUCGCCGCUGACGGUGGCAGAGCUUACGCGAAACGGUGCCCGUGUGGUGUACGACUUGGAUGACAAGACUCCCGUCACGUGUGUCAUCAUCGCGGGCGGUAAUCAGCUGGGCACUUCAGCGCGCUGCAGUCGUGGCUGGACGGAGGCAAAUGGACUCCCCACAUCAAUGGAGAAUCGCAUCCGUGCCAGCCGCAUCACAGUAGUCUACGAGCAUUGGGUUCAUGAGUGCCUGCGCAAAAGCCGUCUCUUGCUGCCGUGCCGGGACUACCCCGACACCAUCGCCUACGAUCCGUACUUAUUUGCUGGUCUUCGCUUCACAACGACGCAGCUGCCGUUGCAGCUGAAAGCGAACAUUAUUGCACUCAUGCAGUUUUACGGUGCCACGUACCACAACCACCUGCUAGACACGACAAACUUAUUGGUGUACAGUCACAUGCGUCUCUCACCCAAUUCCCUGAGGCAUGCGGUGUCUGACCCUCUUGCACCUCUCCCUUCCAUUGCUGAUCGUCGCGACACAGGGGCACAGUCGUCAAUCAAAGAAGCAGAGGCAGCAAAUACUUGUCCCGGCCAGCGAUUGUCAACGGGGCCGUCUGGAGACAACCCUGCCGGGGCUGCUGUGCCAUCCCUGACAAAGCUCGCCGUUGCGCGUCAACACGGCGUUACGUGCGUCACACCACAGUGGGUACAGCUGUGUCUGAACGCUGGCGAGCUGCAACCGGCAAGGUCAGCUCUAGCGCCCGCACCUCUCACUCGGACUCUGUCGCCUCCUUCCACCAACUCCAGCGCAACAAUGAAGGCUGACGCAUCAGUGUCCAACGUGACUGAUGCCAACGAGCUUUUUCACUGUGAUGAGGAAGUGGAACAAUGGAUCAGCGACGUACUCAUGUGCACACCGCACUCUGGAGGCGCCACCACGGAUGCGUGCGCAGUUCGCCUCUACGGACCGUCGUGGUGCACGAUCCCUGGACAAAAGGAGGAGGUUGCAGCAGCGCGUGAAACGCUCCAACUAGCGGCGCAGCUCUGCUCCUCUGGUACGUCAGCCUCGAAGACACGAAAGCGUCGUCGUGCAUACUGA
Messenger RNA from Leishmania braziliensis MHOM/BR/75/M2904, 1113 nucleotides. RefSeq lists its product as hypothetical. NCBI's taxonomy places the organism in Eukaryota, Euglenozoa, Kinetoplastea, Trypanosomatida, Trypanosomatidae. Gene Ontology annotation, biological process: mitotic G2 DNA damage checkpoint signaling; DNA replication initiation; mitotic DNA replication checkpoint signaling. The record is from RefSeq and is a predicted model, not a curated record. The transcript has a single exon. The coding region runs from base 1 to 1113 and encodes 370 amino acids.